UUUGAUAAAAUUUAAUUAAAAAAAAAAAAAGGAAGUACAAAAGAAAGAAGCUUCCGGUGCACACAGGAUAGCUCAUUCCCGUCCGGCGAGCAGCACAAUAGAAAACAGCGUCGUUUAAAAAGUAUCUUCAUGACGUUUCGUCUACUAUUCUCUCUUCCCUCGCAAAUUCCCGCCAGUAGUUCAUCUCCAAUCUCGAAUCUCAACUCUCUCUUGCUUUCUCUCUCUCUCUGCAAAUGGCGGUUUCACCAUCGCAAUCCGACACUGGCCUACUUCCUCCUCCUCCUCCUCCACCAUCGGAAGCUGAAUCUCCUCUCUCGUCUCUCGUUUACGAGAUGUCGCACAAAAUGCAAGAGGUGAUGGAGAACAUGCUUAAGAUGAUCAAUGAAAUUGAUGAAAACUCCAAUGCAAUAAUGGAAGAAAUAGAGAAGAGUAAAGAAUCAGCUCUUGAGAGGAAGAAAUUCUUGGAGGAAGAGAAGGAACGGUUUCAAAAAGCUGCUUACGCUGCAUUAAACAUGCUCAACAAUGGAGAGUAGAUACUUAUUGGUGCUGGAAGCAAAUAGAGACAUAACUCAUUUGUUUUGUAGACAAUUAUAGAUGGAAUUUCACAGUAAAUUUUUACUGCAUUCCGUGGCAUUAUCUCAUGGAUAUAGCGGAAAUUAUUGAGUCUUAGAUAUCAACUUCUGUUAACCUGGUUCUAUACAUGCCAAUCUUUGUAAUAAUUGGAGAUAUGCUUCAGCUAAUCCUACAUAAUCAGUAUGACAGUCUUCCUUAAUAGGUUCUUGGUUUGAAGUGAAAAACAUAACUGUUUACAGUAGUUCCUUUUUUCCCUCUUCUACCGUUAGGUUUUUUAUAUUGCUGCUUUUAGUGUUCAGGUCCAUUGAAAAUACUCGUAUAUCAUAAUUGCAAAAACUUGAUCCAUCAUUCUGUGUCUUG
Molecule: messenger RNA, 933 nt
Organism: Ziziphus jujuba (common jujube)
Lineage: Eukaryota; Viridiplantae; Streptophyta; Magnoliopsida; Rosales; Rhamnaceae
Exons: 4
Coding region: 234-533 (99 amino acids)
Source: RefSeq, a predicted model, not a curated record